Molecule: messenger RNA, 1038 nt
Organism: Aureococcus anophagefferens
Lineage: Eukaryota; Pelagophyceae; Pelagomonadales; Pelagomonadaceae
Exons: 1
Molecular function (GO): ubiquitin-protein transferase activity
Source: RefSeq, a predicted model, not a curated record
GUGCGGCGGUCCCACUGCCUCCAGGACGCCUACGCGCUGCUGCGCAAGCUGCCCAGGGAGCGGUGGCGCCAGCCCUUCUUCGUCAAAUUCGCCGGCGAGGAGGGCUUGGACGCCGGCGGCCUGUCGCGCGACUUCUUCCGCAUCGCGUCCAUAUCGCUCUGCGACGUCGCCGUGGGCCUCUUCAAGUACGCGAAGAACGACUCGCUGACCUACGCGUUAAACGACGACGAGUUCAUCGCCGCGUCCGUCGAGGACGGCGGCGCCUGGCUCGAGUUCGCGGGGCGACUCUACGGCAAGGCGCUCCUCGAGGGCCACCACCUCGGCGCCUACCUCAACCCCGUGCUCAUGAAGUUCGUCGCCGCGGAGCCCGUGGAGCUCGAGGACCUGCAGCUCCUCGACUUCGAGCUCUGGCGGUCGCUGGAUCAGCUCGCCGUCAUGGCCCCGGACGUCGUCGAGUCGCUCGCGCUGACCUUCGCCGUCGAGUCCCACUCCUUCGGCGCCGUGGAGACGACGGAGCUCGUGCCCGGCGGCGCGAACAUCGAGGUGACCGCGGCGAACGUCGACGACUUCGUGUCCAUGCGCUGGCGCGAGCGCAUCUUCGGCUGCUGCGCCGGGAGUCUGGGGAGCCUGCUCGCGGGCCUCUACGACGUCGUCCCGCCGGAGGCGUUGAUGCUGCUGAGCGCGCGCGAGCUCGAGCUCGUCGCCAUGGGCGUGCCCGAGAUCGACGUCGACGACUGGGCGCGGUCGACGGUCUACAAGGGCGCGUUCGCGGCGCGCGGGCCCGAGCACCCGACCGUGAGGCUCUUCUGGGACGAGGUGCGCCACAACAUGGACCACGAGCGGCGCGCGCUCCUCGUGCUCUGGUGCACGGGCUCGUCGCAGGUGCCCGCGCAGGGCUUCCGCUACCUCCAGGGCCGCGACGGCGCGCUCCGCGCGUUCACGCUCACGAGCGUCGACCUGUCCUCGGCCAUCUUCCCCCGGGCCCACACGUGCUUCAACCGCAUCGACCUGCCCCUCUUCACGACGGCCAAGGAGCUA